This is a messenger RNA of Aspergillus mulundensis, 1965 nucleotides long. RefSeq lists its product as uncharacterized. Gene Ontology annotation, molecular function: FAD binding. The record is from RefSeq and is a predicted model, not a curated record. The transcript has 6 exons. The coding region runs from base 1 to 1965 and encodes 654 amino acids. NCBI's taxonomy places the organism in Eukaryota, Fungi, Ascomycota, Eurotiomycetes, Eurotiales, Aspergillaceae.
AUGAAGCGCACAGCCUCCCAGGCCGAUCUCGCCAGCUCAGCCGCAAGUCCUAGGAAGAGUAUCGACACCAUGGCCCCAAGCGCAGACCACGACCAAGGCUACGCAAACGGCACCUGCAAUACCGAUACCGAUGCCCUUCCCGCCGGCGAAACAACUGUCGUCAUUGUCGGCGCGGGCCCGUCGGGCUUGAUGCUUGCAGUAAACCUCACGCGCUUCGGCAUCCCCAUCGUCCUCCUCGACGACCGGGCCGACAGGACCACGACCGGAAAAGCAGACGGGAUCCAGCCGAAGACCAUCGAGACGCUGAAGCAGCUGCGGCUGGCGGAUAGCUUGAUUGCGAAUGGGGCGCGGGUUUACGAUAUUUCGUUCUGGGUGCGGGCCUCUUCACCCCUCAUAUUCUUGGUUAAGAUGAGUAUAAUGUAUGGCCGGCAGAUCCACUACCCAGAUCACCUUGUCGGCGCAUCGGAUCCGUAUAUCCUCCUCGCGCAUCAGGGGAUGCUGGAGGACGUGCUGAUUGACGAUUUGGCGGAGCGGGGGGUGUCCGUGACGCGGAAUAGUCCGUUUGUGUCGUGCGAGCGGACGCCGGAGGGGAAGUUAGACGUUAUAUACGAGGACCGGAGUACGGGGACGAAGAAGGUUAUACAGGCAGAUUACCUGGUUGGAUGUGACGGGGCACGAUCGAAAGUUAGGGAGUUUAUCCCCGACGCACAGCUUGAGGGGGAGAUGAGCAAUGCGAGUUGGGGCGUUCUUGACGGCGUAAUUGAAACAGACUUCCCCGACCUCUGGAGCAAGGUCGCCGUCCGCUCACAUACAGUUGGCUCGAUUCUAUGGAUUCCGCGCGAGCGAGGCAUGACGAGGUUAUACGUCGAGCUUAGUGCAACGGCAGGCGAGCGCGUCGACAAGGCCAAGGCGACGCCGGAAUACGUUAUGAACAGGGCGAAGGAAGCGAUGAAGCCGUUUAACUUGGAGUGGAAGUCAAUCGAGUGGUUCGGAAACUACGUCGUCGGCCAGCGCGUCGCUAGACACUUCUCGGACGCGAACAACCAGAUCUUCAUCGCUGGCGAUGCCGGCCACUGCCACUCCGCGCUCGCCGCGCAAGGCGCAAACACAAGCAUGCACGACUCGUUCAACCUGGCCUGGAAACUGAACCUCGUGGCGCGGGGCCUCGCAUCCGCAUCGCUGCUCUCAACAUACGAGUCCGAGCGGCGGAAGAUCGCAAACGACCUAAUCGCCUUUGACGCCGAGCACUGCGCUGCUUUUGAAGCCGGGGAGGCGGCUCUGGCCAAGAACUUCGACGACAAUAUUCGGUUUAUUUCGGGUGUUGGGGCUGAAUAUAAGGAAGGGAUUCUGACGAUGGGGUUGGAUGAGAAGAGCGGCGCUGGGCUACGACUCCGGCCAGGCGCACUCAUGAUCCCGGCAAAAGCAAGGCGGUAUAUCGACGUCAACCCGGUGGACAUCCAGCUCGAUAUCCCGCUGUUAGGCCAAUUCAAGCUGUAUUUCCUGAUCCCGGAUAUCGAGGCCGCAAGGGGGACGGGGUUCCUUGAUUCCGUCUGCGAGACGAUCGCCAAGCCGUCGUCCGUCCUCUCGACUGUUUCACAGAAAGCUCGGUCCUCGUAUACCACUCGCUCAAGAGGAUGGGCUGCGCGCGAUGCCUACCAGGUUCCGGAGCGGUAUACAGCUGUCUCAGAUAUCCUGACCCUAUCGCUCAUCACGGCGUCGAAGAGAGAGGUUUUCGAACUAGCGGAUCUGCCGCCUGCGCUGCGGAAGAGCCAAUGGACGAUCUAUCUCGAUGAUGUGGAUGGGUGCAUUGACAAGUGGACUGGCAGUGGUACGUUAUCGGAGAGUCAGGCGGGCAUUGUGCUUGUCCGGCCGGAUGGGUAUAUUGGGGCCCUUGGGAGCUGGGAUGUUAGCCAGGGUGCGGAGGCGGGACGGUGGGUUGAGGAGUACUUUGGGUUUUUGUCGUAG